Messenger RNA from Nicrophorus vespilloides, 2760 nucleotides. RefSeq names its product V-type proton ATPase 116 kDa subunit a (gene Vha100-2). Gene Ontology annotation, biological process: proton transmembrane transport; vacuolar acidification. The transcript is spliced from 7 exons. The coding region runs from base 235 to 2742 and encodes 835 amino acids. The record is from RefSeq and is a predicted model, not a curated record. Gene Ontology annotation, molecular function: proton-transporting ATPase activity, rotational mechanism; ATPase binding. Gene Ontology annotation, cellular component: plasma membrane; vacuolar proton-transporting V-type ATPase complex; vacuolar proton-transporting V-type ATPase, V0 domain. Lineage: Eukaryota; Metazoa; Arthropoda; Insecta; Coleoptera; Silphidae.
AACAAAUUAUUAAACUCAUGUGACUCUUUAAUCGUCUCGUGCUGCUGCUGUUUGUGCGAGUGUUGCGUGCGCUCUGAUCAAGCGUUCAGUUGGUGGAAGGAAGAGCCGUUUCACGGACGCAAAGCGACGGCAAAAGAAGUGCUUCUUCUACAGUUCAAUCCGUGAAGAAAGGAACGAAAACAGUGAGAUUUAAUAUAUAUUAAAAAGGUGGUGGAAUAACAAAAUUCAAGAGCGAUGGGGGCGAUGUUCAGGAGCGAGGAGAUGGUCCUCGCGCAGCUCUUCAUCCAACCGGAGGCUGCGUAUCCAUCGAUGUCCGAGUUAGGAGAGUUGGGAACUGUGCAAUUCAGAGAUUUGAACGAAGAUGUGAAUUCGUUUCAAAGGAAGUUCGUGAAUGAGGUGAGGAGAUGCGAUGAGAUGGAGAGGAAGCUGAGGUACAUUGAAGCGGAGGUGAAGAAGGACAGCGUCCCGAUACCUGAUGUGCAGGAACUACCGAAAGCUCCGAAUCCGAGGGAGAUUAUCGAUUUGGAAGCGCAUCUGGAGAAGACCGAGGGUGAAAUCAAGGAGUUGUCCGAGAGCGCUGUUAACAUGAAGUCUAACUACUUGGAGUUGACCGAGUUGAGGCAAGUGCUGGAGAAGACGCAGACGUUCUUCGUUGAGCACGAAGAGACCAACGGGAUGGAUUCGGUGCACAGGGCUUUGAUUCCUGAAGAUACUCACAACGUAUCGAUUCGCGGUAGACUUGGAUUUGUCGCCGGAGUGGUGAAUCGCGAGCGCGUCCCUGCGUUCGAGAGGAUGCUGUGGCGCAUCUCCAGAGGAAACGUUUUCUUGCGUCAAGCGGAAAUCGAUAAACCGUUGGAGGAUCCGGCUACUGGUAACGAAAUGCACAAGACCGUUUUCGUCGCCUUCUUCCAAGGUGAGCAGCUGAAGAGUCGCAUCAAGAAGGUGUGCAUCGGGUUCCACGCGUCCCUUUACCCCUGUCCGAGCAGCAUCAGCGAACGUGACGAGAUGUUGAAAGGAGUCAAGUCGCGUUUGGAAGAUUUAAAUUUGGUGUUGAAUCAAACUGAGGAUCACCGUCAGCGCGUUCUAAUCAGCGUCGCCAGGGAGUUGCAAAACUGGAGCGUCAUGGUGCGCAAGAUGAAGGCCAUCUACCACACGAUGAACUUCUUCAACAUGGAUGUCACGAAGAAGUGUUUGAUCGGCGAAUGCUGGGUUCCGGUGAAGGACAUCUCAGUCGUGCAGAAGGCGUUAACAGAUGGUUCGAACUCGUGCGGUAGCUCCAUCCCGUCCUUCCUGAACGUCAUCAGCACGACGGAGAAUCCGCCGACCUUCAACAGAACCAACAAAUUCACCAGAGGAUUCCAGAAUCUGAUCGAUUCCUAUGGUGUCGCUUCGUAUCGCGAAUGCAAUCCGGCUCUGUACACGAUCAUCACGUUCCCGUUCCUCUUCGCCAUCAUGUUCGGCGAUUUGGGUCACGGUCUGGUCCUCCUCAUCUUCGGCGCUUACAUGUGCGGCUUCGAGAAGAAGCUGUCCGCGAAGAAGACCGACAACGAGAUCUGGAACAUCUUCUUCGCAGGUCGCUACAUCAUUCUGCUCAUGGGCAUCUUCUCCAUUUACACCGGUUUCUUCUACAACGACGUCUUCUCCAAGUCGAUGAACAUCUUCGGCAGCACCUGGACCGAAGACAUAAAAUCCUAUAACUGGACGACCGUCGAGAUGAACGAAGCGAUGGAGCUGAACCCGACGACGGACGCCUCAGCAAUCCCGUAUCCGGUUGGGCUGGACCCCGUCUGGCAGUUGGCCAAGAACAAGAUCAUCUUCUUGAACUCGUACAAGAUGAAACUUUCGAUCAUCUUCGGCGUUUUGCACAUGAUCUUCGGCGUCUGCAUGAGCGUCAUCAAUUUCGUGCACUUCAAGAAGAUCAGCAGCAUCUUCCUGGAAUUCCUGCCCCAAAUACUCUUCCUCAUCUGUCUGUUCGCCUGGAUGGUCGUCAUGAUGUUCCUCAAGUGGGUCUUCUACACGGCUCAAGGAACUGACGUUAAAUUCGGCACUUCUUGCGCCCCAUCCGUCCUCAUCUUCUUCAUCAAUAUGAUGCUCUUCAAGGAGAACGAUGCACCGAAAGGAUGCGACGUCUACAUGUUCGACUUCCAGCCGAUCCUCCAGAAAAUCCUCGUGUUCAUCGCGCUCCUCUGCAUUCCCAUCAUGCUCCUGGGCAAACCGAUUUUCGUGAUGAUCUCAAGGAAAUUCAGCAAGAAACACUGUCACAGCAAUGGUGACAUCAAUCAGGGCAUGGAACUGCAGCCCGAAGUUGUCGAGGAACCCAAACAGUUGGAGGGUCACAACGAGCACGAGGAGGAGCCGAUGGGAGAGAUCUUCAUCCACCAAGCAAUCCACACCAUCGAAUACGUGCUCAGCACAGUCUCCCACACUGCCUCUUAUCUGCGUCUCUGGGCUCUCUCUUUAGCUCACGCCCAGCUAUCUGAGGUACUGUGGAACAUGGUCCUGAAGAUGGGCCUCAGCGACCCAUCGUUCGUUGGCUCCAUCAAACUCUACAUAGUCUUCGCCUUUUGGUCCGUGCUGACGCUCGGAGUCCUCGUCAUGAUGGAAGGUCUCAGCGCUUUCCUUCACACCCUGCGUCUCCACUGGGUCGAAUUCAUGAGCAAAUUCUACGCCGGUUUGGGCUAUCCCUUCCAGCCGUUCAGCUUCAAAAUAAUCUUGGAAGAGGACGACAACGAAGAAGAUUAAUUACAAACAAAACAACAA